AUGAUCCGCCACUUAUUAACAGCCGCCUCACCAGCGCGCGCCUCACCCACAACCCCAAUCGCAACCGCCACCAAGCUAAUCACGCGCCCAGCAUGGAAUCCCCAGAGCCCUAAAACCCGCUUCUUCACUACCACACCGAUCACAGCCUUCACAGGAACCGCAGCAACGCAAGACUCUCCGUUCCGCCUCUCCGCCAACAAAACCGACUCCCGCCCCUCCCUGGAAGAUGUCUACUACAGCCAGUACCCGCCGAAGCGCCAAUGGCCACCGGACAUGUCGAAGUUGUCGCAGAAACACCAGUUCCGGCUUGAGCGCAAGUACCGGCGUCGCGCGGCGCUGAAGUAUGCCCGGCCGAAGUUUAUAAAGGCUGUUACGCUGGGACAGUGGGUUGUUAUUGGAUUUGUUAUUGUGUAUUCGGUGCUCUUUAUGGAGUGGGAGACGGAUGAUACGCCGUUCCAUGGGAUUCGGGAGAGCUUUUUCUCUGGACUUCGGGCUGUGUUUUCUAGUCCGCCGCCUCCUGGCCUGAAGAGGGAUCAGAAGGAUAAUACGUCUGGGGAGGGUUCGCAGUAG
Penicillium paradoxum is the source of this 570-nucleotide messenger RNA. RefSeq lists its product as uncharacterized. Lineage: Eukaryota; Fungi; Ascomycota; Eurotiomycetes; Eurotiales; Aspergillaceae. The record is from RefSeq and is a predicted model, not a curated record. The transcript is spliced from 4 exons. The coding region runs from base 1 to 570 and encodes 189 amino acids.